Sphaerodactylus townsendi is the source of this 1464-nucleotide messenger RNA. RefSeq lists its product as uncharacterized. NCBI's taxonomy places the organism in Eukaryota, Metazoa, Chordata, Lepidosauria, Squamata, Sphaerodactylidae. The coding region runs from base 1 to 1464 and encodes 487 amino acids. The record is from RefSeq and is a predicted model, not a curated record. The transcript is spliced from 6 exons.
AUGGAUGUUUUCGUGUCGGUGGCCUCGCAGAUGCGUGGCAUGGGCCACAAUAGGUCGGCGGUAGAGUGCAGAACGAAAGCCAAGGGCUUGAAGAGAGAUCUUAAAAAAUGCAAGCAACACAAUUCCAUCUCUGGGAAUGCCAGGAAAACCAUCCCUUUCUACAGUGAACUGGACCGCAUUUUUGCUAAUGAUAAGUCCGUUAAUAACGAUGAUCCCUAUAGAGCGGCGGAGUGCGUUUAUGUCAGCCGCAGAGCUCCUUCUGCUGCAGAAACAUCGCACGCAUCACUGGGGGCCACACAGAGAACGGAUGUGGGGGCCGCGCGAAGCUCACGCAGGACUUUGAUGACAAUAAAUGAGAUGGACAUUCGCCCACAAAGUCCAUCUUUUCUGGAAUCCGGUGUCAGCAUCAACAUGCCGCAUCGUGCGUUGCCGAGAGAUGCUCAAGGUGCGGGCAGUCAGAGCCAGGAACAGCAGCUGCAGAACUUGAGAAUGGGAGAGGAUCUGGAUGCCACCAUGAAUGAUCAGGAGGCACUUGUCGAGGAAGCGGCCAUGCGAGAUGAAGCUGGCGGAGAAUUGGUGCAAGCAAUGGAGGACCAAGGAGAACACCAGCUGCCUGGGGAGGACUUGCCCCCACCACCAGCCAACGCAGGAGGACCAGCUGCGCAGGAGGGGGAGCGAAGGGCAACAAGAGAAAGGAGAAGGCUUCGACGCGUGGGGAUUCUGGCAGACUUCGCGCGUGCCAUGGUGGAGCAGGGAGAGGCCGAGGCCCAGGAGCGAUGGGAGUCACGGCAGGAGGACAGAACUGAAUCCCGUGAGAGAUUUGAUUCCCUGAUGACAGAAAUACGUAGGGGGAACAGCGCGAUGGAGAGCAUGGUGGACAUCUUUCGCCAAAGAUUUGCCAGAAACGAGCGGGUCGACAAUAUGAUGGAGACUCUGGUGAACCAUGUGCUGAGUGGUGUGGCUGCGGGAGAACAGCAUCCUCGCUCUCCGAGGGACACAGCCGCCAGGCCCUCACAUGUUUGCCACCACCAAGCAGCCUCACCACACCAUUGCCAAACUGUGCAUGGGGUGUGUCAGGAGGGGCAGUUCAGAGCCUUAUGUUUUCCAUCACCUGUGGGUUCAAAUGAUUACGGAACUCAACCCGAGCUUGCUCCUGACACUCCCACAAGGAGUGCGUGUGGCUCACACGGUCGUGCCACCUCAACUCAGAUUGAAAGAGAGAAUAGACCACCUCUGUCACGCUCCCUCUAUUUCACUGCUUCCCAGGAGACCUCUCCUAUCCAAGGCAAGGUGAACCAACGCGAGAGCCAUGUGCUAGGGAAGAGUGGGAAUGGCUUGCCAGCCAAACGUCAGUGUCUGCGGGAGCAGAUGGAGCAGUCAGCAGCCGGGAAUGUACAGGGAAGGGAAAUUGGGAGGGGGGCCAGUGUCCGGACACGCAAGCAGAAACAGAUAUUGGAUCUCUGA